AUGCCUGCAUGUGUGUCUUUUUCUCUGUUCUCGAUUUUUGCCUCUUUCUCUUUUCCUCUUCCUUUUUAUAUAUUUCAUUGUAUUACUCUUUUACUCUCUCCGCUCACACGUAUUCUUUCUUUCUUUCUUUCUUUCUUUCUUUCUUUCUUUCUUUAUUUAUUUAUUUAUUUAUUUAUUUAUUUAUUUAUUUCUCUCUAUCUUUCUUCCUUAUCACUGUUUCAAAUUCCUUCUCCUUUCUCGUUUUUUUCUUUAACUUUCUUUCCUUCUUCUUUUAAAUCUUACAUCGUAUUAAUAUAUUUUUCUUCGCUUCUCUCUCUCUCUCUGCUUCUUUCUUUCUUUCUUUCUUUCUUUCUUUCUUUCUUUCUUUCUCCAUGCCUGCCUAUACGUCUUUUACUCUCUUCACGAUUUGUCCCCCUUUCUCUUUUCCCCUUCUUUUUAUAUAUUUCAUUGUAUUACUCUUUUACUCUCUGA
This is a messenger RNA of Acanthosepion pharaonis, 471 nucleotides long. The record is from the annotation of a GenBank genome assembly. NCBI's taxonomy places the organism in Eukaryota, Metazoa, Mollusca, Cephalopoda, Sepiida, Sepiidae.